This is a messenger RNA of Suillus fuscotomentosus, 1029 nucleotides long. RefSeq lists its product as uncharacterized. The annotation marks the transcript as partial. NCBI's taxonomy places the organism in Eukaryota, Fungi, Basidiomycota, Agaricomycetes, Boletales, Suillaceae. The record is from RefSeq and is a predicted model, not a curated record. The transcript has 6 exons.
CAGUUGAGGUGGGAGGCCGAGGUCGUCGAAUACGUGCAGUGCCUAUGGGAAAAGAGUCGACCUCGAUCAAAGAAAAUCGAGCCUACACAUAAGUUAGGCCUCAAUAUCCCAUUGCUCGGGCCUCGAUUCGUGCCCCCGUCUUACAUACAUAUUCAAAAGCGCUCGGGACUCGGACAUCAAGACAUAGAGCCAGUAACACAGUACAUCAAACCCUUCAAUGUCAUUCACCCGUUCUACUACCCACAGCUUGCCACCUGUCCUCGAUGUGGCUCUGACAAGGAGACCACCUGGGAAGGGUGGACAAGCACGGGGCCGCGCGAACUCCAUGGUCUUAUCUGCGAAGAGACAGCACUCGGCGCCCAACUCCGAUGCAAUACAUGCAAGGAAUCAACAAAGAUGAAGAAGGCAACCGACAAGAACAUACCUGGAGAUGCCGAAGAUGUCCAAGCGCAUCAACCAGCCAACUUGGAGGGCUACUGUUUUGCAACGACGAGUGCUGCAUACUGGAGUUCAUGGGAGCACUGGCAGAUUCCUCGCAACAUCCCAAUCUUUUUCUAUCGCUGUGCCCUAACGCGUGAUCUCUUCGACUUGCUGGUGGAGAUGCGCCCGUCAACAACCUCUGCAGGGCUGGAAGAAAGAGUCAGACAGCUCCACCUGUUGGAACACAAGCGGCGAAUGCUUGAAUACCUUGAAGUCGCCAGCGACCCGCUUGCAUAUGCUGACAAAUCGAUUUCGGGUGAGAUUAUCACAGAAGUCUUCCUAGACUUCUGCGCACGCACAAGGCAAAAGGAGAGUGGAGAAUACCUGAAGACUUUAUCAGCCAUAUGCGGCUCACUCGACAACACGUUCAAAGCAGCAAGUAAGGCCACACUUACCGACAAGGACCGCCAGAAGUCUAGGGAGCUGAAAGGCGGGAUAUUGAGUGUUUUGAAUGAGGACAAUCAGAUCAUUUCAUGGACGCGCACGAACGCAGAGAUAACUGAACUCCUUCAAGGUCUUAAGCACCGCCACGACAUUCUAAACGUCCCC